Molecule: messenger RNA, 3821 nt
Organism: Dermacentor andersoni
Lineage: Eukaryota; Metazoa; Arthropoda; Arachnida; Ixodida; Ixodidae
Product: synaptogenesis protein syg-1-like
Molecular function (GO): protein binding
Source: RefSeq, a predicted model, not a curated record
GUUGCGCGCCGGCUGCCACUCGCGCCUCGCCAAGCUUCGUCGACGUUCCGCGUCGCGAUUCGGAAACCGGCGCGAGUGUCGAGAACUUGAUUAGCUCGGCUUUCGCAACCGUAACUCUCAGCUGGCCUGCGGCUAUCUCGCUGCGCGUCGAGUUCUGCGCGUUUCAGCUGGUCAUUCGAAAGCUGUUGCGUCCUUAUUUAGAAAAAGCAAAGACAGACAAGUCGCUUCUAGUUGUCGGAACUUUGGUUAUAUCGUAUAAACUCUCGGUGAGCUACUUUCGGUGAGGACUAAAAUAUUGAGAAAAGCCAAUUUCAAUGCGAAGUAAUUAGCUGCUGUUCGCCUGAAUACGCAGAAUUUUGCGCAGUUAUUUACAAUUUUACGUUAGUCUCGUUGUUCGACUUUCUUGCACUCGUGUCCCUGUUACGUUUAAUAUGCGCCGCUUGAAAACUAGCGGUCCACCUGAAGAAACCAUUUGGACUGCAACAAACUGGGAAAAGCCGACGUCGCUAAGUCAAACAAGGAUAAUGCCAAAGGGUGUGCGUAUUUGGAAAACAAUGGAUGUACUUUUAUCGGCGGCCACAUUUUGCUGUCUCCUGCUACUUCUUGGGCCAACUGCGGUUGGUGGCAAUACUGCCAAGACUGCCAACGCCAUCCUGGAGAUCACCGCAGUAGUGGGAGGCGAUGCCUGGCUACCCUGCAACGUCACGCCGGCGGCCGGUAAAGAGCGUCCUGUGGCGCUGGUCCUUUGGUACAAGGACAACGCAUCGACGCCCGUCUACACGGUGGACGCGAGGUGGGGAAGCCUCUUGCAGGGAGCGCGACACUUUCCCGGGGAGGAGGAGCUGGCAGACAGGCUUACCUUCGAGGGAGCCCACCAGCCGGCGCUGCUUCGCGUGUCGCACGUCGAGCCCGCGGACGCCGGCGUGUACCGGUGCCGCGUGGACUACCGCCAGGCGCGCACCGAGGUCACGCUGUCCCUGCUGCACGUCAUUGUGCCUCCACGAACCGUGAUAGUGUUGGACGAGCACGGCCAGAGACAAGUGGACAUCCUUGGCCCGUACAACGAAGGAGCAACUGUGAUGCUCGUCUGUGAAGUUGAAGGCGGCGAUCCUCCCCCCGAAGCGCUUUGGUUCCGGGACGGUGAACUGGUGGAUACCAGCUUUUCGGUGCUGCGACCACAGGGCGUGGUUCGCAACGAGCUGCGCCUGGGUCCAUUACGGCGCCGGGACCUUCUCGCCGAGGUUGUGUGCAGUGCUUCGAACACCAACCUCACGGAACCACUAACGAGUAGCCUCAGACUUGACUUGAAUCUAAAGCCGACCGAGGUGAAGGUUACACUGCCGGCGCUGUCCCUGUCCACGUCCGGUGACGCCGCCCUGGUGGCCGACGAGGUGGCCGAGGCCCAGUGCCUUGCCGUGGGAGCGCGGCCACUGGCACAGGUCGCCUGGUUCAAAGGUGGCCAAAGGCUGCUGCACGACCGCAUCGUGUCGCAGGAGGCCGGCUCGACGCUGAGCGCCAUUAGCUUCGUGGUGCGCGCCGAAGACCACGGCGCCAAGCUGACGUGCCGCGCCGACAAUCCAAGCCUGCCUGGCAGCGAGACCAGCGACUCACUCCUUCUCGGCGUCCAGUAUCCGCCAAGGAUGUCACUAACUUCCUCUGAUCGUCGGCCACGUGAGGGCGACAACGUGACUCUGCGAUGCGACUGGAGCGCUAACCCCGCUGUAACCGCCAUCUGGUGGCGUCAAGACGGCCGCCUAUUGGAGUGGCGCGACGAGUUCGUCGACCUGGUGAAUGUAACAAGGGCGCAGUCUGGCCUGUACGAGUGCCUGGCCUCGAACCGCCUGGGCGAGGGAUAUAGCAACCAAAUCCGCCUGUCCGUAUUGUUCGCUCCCGAGUGCGCCGAUGGCCAGCGGGAGGAGUACGCCGCGUCGCCAGAGCUCCGCGUCGCUUGCGAGGUUCGCGCCAACCCGAGCGACGAGCUGCACUUCGAGUGGCUGGCCAACACCACGAAGCGUGCGGGCCGCAUCAACAGCCUGGCGGUGAACGGAACCCGGGCCCUCGCGCGGGCUGUCGCCAGCAGGGAGCUGGAGUACGGCCUGCUCCUCUGCUGGGCAUCAAACAGCGUGGGAAAGCAGCGCGAUCCGUGCAUCUUCCGCAUCGUGCCGCCCGCACACCCUGGUGACCCUCACAACUGCACCGUUGCCAGGAAAGGUCCCGACAGCGUUGCGGUCAGGUGUCGUCCAGGCCCCACGGGCGGUCUGCCAGUGACUUUCAUCGCAGAGCUGCUCUCUGGAAGAGCCUCGUCGCCCUCUCAACUGCUGUCGCUGAGAAAUGCGAGCAGCACCAGGUGGCCAGAGUUCAACUUUGCGGGGCUGCAGCUAGGAAGAGUGUACCUCGUUCGCGUCUACGCCUCCAACGCUCACGGACGCAGCGGCGUUAUGGAGGUGCGAUUCUCUGCGGGCCGACGACUGCUGCACGAGGCUGAGCCUGCGGCAACCAUUGAUGGCAACGCAACCAGCCUGCCAGGGCACGUUCUCGCUUUUCUCGCAACGAUAGUGGUGGCCCUGGCAUGCGCCGCAGUCUGCCUCGCCGUUGCCAAAUAUCGAAAGCACAGGAGAAAGCGAAAAGCAGGCAUGAAAGAAUCCAUCCAGCUUCAAAAGUCUUCCCCGCAGAAAGGCUUGUGCGAGUGUGGCUCUGGUGACGUGGUCUACCAGUCACCUGAUCUCAUCGCGAGCAAGUGCGGAAUGUCAGGUCAAGCCGACAUCACCGCAGUGGCGCCCGUUCUUCACAGCAAAUCAACGGGCGACAACGGGUUGGAUCCGUGCUACCAUGAGACCGGGGUUAUCACGGUAUCCCUGUCGCCGACAGUACAAAUAAAGCAGUAGCAGACCGCGAGCGGCUGAAAGCGAAGCAGGCCUGGAGCGGACACCGGCAGCGUUAAUACCUGUCAGCUUCAGGAUGGAAAACGGGCUUCCACGCUGAUACUCGUGUCCCCGAUAACGAUGACAUUGCACGAGGCCAGAUCCGCCACUCAUUGACCAAGUACUGCUCACAUCACAAGAGCCUUCGUCCUCCGGAAAUGCAUCCUGCGAAGUUGCCUUCCGUACAUCUAACCCACCACUGACACAGAGUACGUCCGUGCUACCGGAGCAUUUCACACGACGCUUCUGCAGACACAAGUAAAAAUAAUAAAACACGCUGGUGUCCAAGACGGUUGAUGUUCCAAUUACUGGCCGUAAGUAUGAAGACGCGUGAGGCACGUUCAUUAGACGCGACCGGGACGUUCAGCGCACAGAUUAGCCGUAACGUUUUUCGGUGUCAGCACGUUCAUCUUUCGAUGUUCUAUGGGUUCGCCUUAAUUGCGCCCGAAGCACGCUAUUUAUGGCUAUGGAAUGAAGUGGGCUCCUUACGGUCCGCAUUUCGGCCAUGAUAAUCAGUACCGCGCUGCACUGUAUGAACGCACAGUGGCAGUGCCGCGCUGCGUCAGAAAUAAGUCGUAAAUAAGUAUCUUAGGGUUGUCGCUUUAUGGGAAAGUUUACAGAUCUUGAUUCCAGUCCCUCAACGGACCGUCAAUUGUGAGGCUGGUUGUCAUAUGUAAGCAAAUGUUCGUACUGGACGAGAAGUAAAAAACAAAUAUGUAGAAACAUUGAGCGUGAAAACGACGUGAGUGAUAUACAUGUGCCGGAACCCGCUGUCUUUGUAACCGUUGUUUUCUUUGUCUAGUCAUUCCUAUUUUUCGACAGAACAUGCGAUAUCCUCCCAUAUGUGAAGUAGCAGUUCUUCAUAUUUUUGUUAAUAAAUAUCUUCUUCCACGCUUUUUA